Messenger RNA from Ailuropoda melanoleuca (giant panda), 2480 nucleotides. RefSeq names its product family with sequence similarity 163 member B (gene FAM163B). Bases 243 to 737 code for a protein of 164 amino acids. NCBI's taxonomy places the organism in Eukaryota, Metazoa, Chordata, Mammalia, Carnivora, Ursidae. The record is from RefSeq and is a predicted model, not a curated record. The transcript is spliced from 3 exons.
GCGGCGCGCUCCCGCCCCGGCAAGCAGUCGCCUCCCGCGGGCCUCCGGGCCUCCCCAGCGCCAGCCUGGCCCGCCCGGCCCCAGCAGGCGCCGCAGCCCGUGGCCUGGGCAGGAGCGGCCGCUGGUAGCUGCGCCCUGCCCGGGACGGACGCCGGACCGCCCCGUCACGUGCGCCCAAGUCCUCGCCCGGCCGGGGCAGCGCCGUUCCCAUGGUUCAAGGCUGUUGAUGGAGAAGGGGGCGGAUGACAGCCGGGACAGUGGUCAUCACUGGGGGCAUCUUGGCGACUGUGAUUCUGCUCUGCAUCAUUGCUGUCCUGUGCUACUGCCGGCUCCAGUAUUACUGCUGCAAGAAGGACGAGUCGGAGGAGGACGAGGAGGAGCCUGACUUCGCCGUGCACUCGCACCUGCCCCCGCUGCCCUGCGGCCGCAACCUCGUGCUGCCCAACGGGCCGGCGCUCUACCCGGCCGCCUCCACCUCCUUCAGCCAGAAGACCCCACAGGCCCGCGCCCUCUGCCGCAGCUGCUCCCACUACGAGCCCCCCGCCUUCUUCCUGCAGGAGCCCGAGGACGAGGGCGUGCGCAACGGCGGGGAGCGCGUGGCCUACCAGAGCAUCGGCCAGGAGGACACGGAGCUGCCGCCCGCGAGCUUUGCAGGCCUGCAGGCGCUCAACCCCAACCGCCUGUCGGCCAUGCGGGAGGCCUUCUCCCGGAGCCGCAGCAUCAGCACCGACGUCUGAGCGGCCCCACCUGCCCGCCGGGUCCCCGGACCAUGCUGGGCUCCCCGGCAUGCAUCGGCCUGGCCCUGGGCCCGAACCAGGGCUCGGCCCAGCCCUCCUCGCCUCCCGGUCACCACGGGGGCCCGCGGGGGAGCUCCGCGGCUCACGGCAGGGGUAAGGCCCCGUGAGCACACGCGUGGCCGCCAGGGUUAGGGGCUGUGGGGCCGGAAGGCAGGCAGGCACAGGCGAGCGGUGGUUCCCGGGUGUCAGGCUGCAGGACAAGGCGGAGACACCAGGCUCCUGACGCUGAAGAUACCCUUCAGUGAAGCCGCCGCGGAGCGUGCCCCCCUCCCCAGCCCCGGGAACGUGGCCAUCCCUGGCUGCGAGACCUGACCCUGUCCCCCGCUCCCUGGGGCUCCGCCUUCCCACCUGUUCGAGGAAGAGGAGGUGACCGCAACGUCACUGGCCCAGUAGCAAGUGCAGACCAAGUAUUCUGUCCCGGAACGGGGGCCGCUGCCUCCCCCACCCUGCCCCCCCCACAGCCCUGGCUUCCAGUGCCGGGCCGCUGAGACAACUCUCUGGGCUGGCCUGCCUGCAGGUGCCCUGGAAGAGUUUCAGGGGCGGCUGGGCCCUCGCCACUCACAGCCCCAACUGGCUUUUUGGUGAAAGAGGGAGGCACCAAGGGAAGAAGAGGCCACGUGCCAACCCCCUGCCUCUGGAGCGUCCACACGACGAUACGCGCCCCAUUCCACAGCCCCGGUGCGGUAGGGUAGACGAGCGAGGAUGGGGACCUAAAAGACCCACUGUCUCCCCGUGAGGCCUGGGACAGGCCCUCCUACCCGCUGGGCCUCAGCCUCCGGGAGCCCUUCAAGCUCUGGUCCGCAGGGGAGACACCCCGAGCUCUCCCACCCAACCCCUGUGUCUCAGGAGGGUCGGGGAGCAAGGCCCAUGAUCCUGAUCUCACUCCAUGGCGGAACGCAACUGAGCCCACUCUCCAGCAAGCUCCCAGCAGGGCCAGGGUCUCCCUGGGAGCCCAGCCUCCAACUCCCUCCCUCUGGCUGGGGAAGUGAUGCCCAGUGGCCACCCCAGGGAAAUGUCCCAACCCCAGGGUCCCGGGCACGGGCAACGCUGCCCCUCCACCCAGCCGGGGGCAGCAUUUCCUCCUCUGCAGCAGGGCCCCAGAGCCCCCUGCCCUCUCGGGGCCCACCGUGGAGCCCCCAGGGUAGGGGAGCCUCUGCCUGCCAGGGAGGCAGACCAAGCUCCUCAGCCACGCCAUCUUCCUAAAAGACAAACAGAUCUUUGAGGACCCCAAGCCGCGGGCAGCCUGUGCCCGCCUCUUGCCGAAAGCCCCGAGGAGUGGAGUCAUCUGGAUGGGAGCAGAGUUAGGGAAGACUUAACUAUUUUUAGCGUUCUGGAUUAUUUCUCCUUCUUCCUUUCUCCUUCUGCCUCAGUUCGGACACGCUAAUGGAAUCCAUCCCCAACUUUCCCCGCAGCCCAAGCUCCCUUCCUUUGUGGAACCCCAUGAGUUCGUUUUGUGCAUUUACUUGGGGGGUGGGUUGGGGUGGGGGGGCGAGCCCCGGGAGGUGGCGGUUCUGUGCCGGGUUCCUCUUUCCUUCUCUGGUCUCUAUUCUCUGUAUAGAUUCAUAGAUCCACUUGAAAUGAGAUAAGCCCCCUUCCGUGUGAGCUCAUACAGCUGCACUGCGGGGACCUGCGGGGAGCUGGUGCUCCCUGAGAAAAGCGAACGCCAAUAAAACUCAUCUCCGG